AUGGAAGAUACCGUGGAAUCUCAAGAGGAUGCGGUUGGUACCGCGAUGGGUUCUCAGCAUUAUCUCAACGACCAGAUGCGAACGAUUUUUCGGAAGAUGAAAGAUGAUCCCUCAGUCUUUGAGUUUACUCGAUUUGCAAGAAGAGAGGGAUUUGAAGUGAAACUCCAAGAUAUUAAACUUUCAUUCGAGUUGGUUACUGUCGAGAACAAAGAGGCGCUAGAAUUCCCGCCGGAAUUCUACAACCUUGAAACUAAGACCUUCGAAACUAUUGCGGAUGAGAAGAUUGAGGUAAAGAGGAGUUCGAUGAUUUGUCUUCAUAUGGCCUCGGAGACAAUACUAACAAACGACGAUAAACAAGAAAUCUGGGAUAGCGAGCAAACAAAUCUUAGAAAAUUUCCGAUUGCGAAUCAUAUUACACCACCACUUUCUCUAAUAUUAAAAUCAUCACCUAACAGCCCUCUGCCUGUUCUCGGUCCGGCCUGCGAGAUCCAGCUUCUUUCAGAUCCUAAUUCUUCCAACUUCUGUGGAUCUCAAAGAAGAUUGAGGAUGAAGUAUUCAAGGAAGAUCUGCCAACUCCGAUGCACGAUAUGUAUCAAGGACUUCGGAGGUCUGAGAUAG
Sclerotinia borealis F-4128 is the source of this 618-nucleotide messenger RNA. The record is from the annotation of a GenBank genome assembly. NCBI's taxonomy places the organism in Eukaryota, Fungi, Ascomycota, Leotiomycetes, Helotiales, Sclerotiniaceae.